AGAUAAGACAGUUUUAAUAUGACCGUUUAACCGCUCAGUACACUUUUAACACAAGUUCUCUUAAAAGUAUUACAUGGAUUUUUUUCUUGAAAAUUAAAUCGGUCUUAGUGAAUUAAAGUAGUGCUAAGGAAUUAUGAAUUUUAUGAUUUCUUAAUUUUUUUGUCGAAAACAAGAAUAAGAUUUAAAAAGUUUGUGAUGAAUGCAAAACUAAUUCUCAUCCCAGUCUUCCUAAUUGGGUUAUGUGAGGCUCUGGUUGUUGACCAAGCUCUCCUAGAUUCGAUAUUCGUGAAAAAUUUUCAACCUGUAACAGUGGAUCCAUUUCUAAUAGAAUCGGUUUUUACAACUACAGAGGGUCCUGUUACGAGUUCAGCAGUUACACAAAAACCAGUUACACAUACACUAACUGGGAACUCAUAUCAGCCAUGUGGACCUACUAAGGCAUGUGUUCGUCAGUAUCUUUGCAAAAAUGGAAAAGUGAAUAAAGAUGGUGCAACUAUAUUUGAUAUUCGUAUUGAUCGUAGCCUGGAUGAUUCGAAAGACUUAUGUAAUAAUGCCUUGGAAACUUGCUGUGAUACUGGUGAAAUGGUAUCAAUGCCAAUUUUAAGCCAACCAACAUUAAUAGGCGGAUGUGGUUAUAGAAAUGCAAAUGGAGUUGGAAUCAAAAUCAAAGAAGCUGCUGACAACGAAGCUGAAUUUGGUGAAUUCCCAUGGAUGGUGGGAAUUUUGAACAAAACAAUUUUAAACGGCAAACUUCAAAGUGUUUUAAAAUGCGGAGGUUCUUUAAUAGCUCCAACAGUCGUUUUAACUGGUGGACAUUGUGUGUUUAACACAGAAGCCCAGAAUUUGGAAGUUAGAGCUGGUGAAUGGGAAUCUAAUUCAAAUGCUGAACCAUAUCCACAUCAGGAUAGACAAGUCGUGGAAAUAAUUGUACACGAAAGUUUUAAUGAUCGCAAUUUGCGCAAUAAUAUUGCUCUUCUUUUCCUCGAAACACCAUUCGAUGAAAUGCCUCACAUCAAUACUAUUUGUUUGCCACCAGCUGGUACAAAUUUUGACAUGUCACGUUGUUUUGCCUCUGGCUGGGGUAAGACGAAAUUCGGGAUCGGAAAAUAUCCAAAUAUUUUAAAGAAGAUUGAUUUGCCAGUUGUUUCAAAUGAUAAAUGUCAAAAUGAUCUAAGAAAGACACGUUUAGGAAGAUACUUUGAAUUGCAUUCCAGCUUUAUGUGUGCUGGUGGAGAACGUGACAAAGACACUUGCCAAGGAGAUGGGGGUUCACCUUUAGUUUGUCCAAUGGUAAAUACUCCCGAUCGAUACUAUCAGGUUGGAAUUGUUUCUUGGGGUAUUGGAUGUGGUGAUGAAAAUGUACCUGGUGUUUAUGCAAGUAUUCCAAAACUUCGUUCGUGGAUUGAUGAAAAAUUGACUUAUAAGAAUAUUGAUGCAGAGUUCUUUACACCAUGAAUUUGAAUAUCAUUUCAACUAAAAUCAUAACUUUUUUCACACAAUUCUAAAAUAAAUGUAAUUGCUUCUAAUAGCAUUGAAUGUUGUUUAAAAAAAAAUAAAGACUUGAAAUAAAUCGCUA
Messenger RNA from Episyrphus balteatus (marmalade hoverfly), 1576 nucleotides. Its product is annotated as phenoloxidase-activating factor 2-like. The record is from RefSeq and is a predicted model, not a curated record. Lineage: Eukaryota; Metazoa; Arthropoda; Insecta; Diptera; Syrphidae. The transcript has 3 exons. Gene Ontology annotation, molecular function: serine-type endopeptidase activity. Gene Ontology annotation, biological process: proteolysis. The coding region runs from base 196 to 1455 and encodes 419 amino acids.